Solanum verrucosum is the source of this 486-nucleotide messenger RNA. RefSeq lists its product as uncharacterized. The coding region runs from base 1 to 486 and encodes 161 amino acids. The record is from RefSeq and is a predicted model, not a curated record. The transcript has 3 exons. NCBI's taxonomy places the organism in Eukaryota, Viridiplantae, Streptophyta, Magnoliopsida, Solanales, Solanaceae.
AUGGCUACUCGAAGAGCUUAUACUAGAAGGAAUGUGAGGGAGAAUGCGGAACAAGAAGCUCAUCCCCAAGCUCUUCAAGUUCCGGUUGAUCAUUUUGGCGAGCAAGUAACUAAUGUGGAGUUUAGGGCUGCUCUUCAAGUGUUGGCUCAAGCAGUGACGGCCCAAGCCAACAUCGCUCGUCUCAUGGUUCAUGCUCAACAGUUCAAAGAGGAAAAACUUAAGGAAAAGUCUUGGGAAACAAAGAGGGCUAAGACCGGUGAUGGUAAUUUCUCUCAUGCAAGAUUCGAAGGACAUGAUCGUCCUAGAUUUCGACAGAGGUGUGGAAAGAAGCACGAAGGUAAGUGCCUAGUCGGCAUAGAUGGUUGCUUCAGUUGUGGUAAGAAUGGUCAUAAGAUGACGGAUUUCCCAAAGCUCACGGCUAAAGGAAGAGAGGGCAAACAAGAAAAUCCUAGUGGUUUGGGUUCCAAUGCACCCAAGAAAAACUGA